This is a messenger RNA of Dentiscutata heterogama, 440 nucleotides long. The record is from the annotation of a GenBank genome assembly. Lineage: Eukaryota; Fungi; Glomeromycota; Glomeromycetes; Diversisporales; Gigasporaceae.
UAAAAGUAGCUGACAAAUUAACUGUUGGUGAAAUUACUCCAUAUUCGAUUUUUCGUUUAUUUUUUUCUGAUCUACAAUUAACUACUAUUGUUAAAAAUACAAAUUAUUAUGCAAUUGCAAAAUCGGCUGGUAAAGGACGUGAAUGGAUUUCUUUAACGAUCGAAGAAUUAUUAAUAUGCGAUAUCUUCAUAUCGCAAAUAUUGAAACAAAAUCAUCUCAAUUACUGUGUAUGGAAUUUGGUGGAAGAAUCACUUGAAAUGGGUCAAAAUUUACAUACAUGGAAAAAAAUAGCAAUGAUUCAGUCAGGAUUACAGGAGAAUCAAGAUUUACAAAGAUCAUUUUAUGUUACAAAAAAAUUUGACUUACCCAUUGAACGAUUACACCCACGAAGUCACUACCCAGUAUAUCGUUCUGAGAAAGAGAGGGGUUCCUGUGUUUAG